AUUGCACUUCGCUGUUAUUUCCGCCAUCAUUUAUGAGUAUAGACUGUGAAGUCCACACUUCCUAAAACAGUCACGGCAAUGCCUUGCUGCCGGCUGCUACUAUUAUUGAAACUCAUUAACUCUUUGGCUACACGUAAGACGGAAACAUAGGGAAGCUGUUUUGCCUGCCUGCACCGUACCUGCCCAGCUCUGUGUGCAGCUGCUUUCGCUCGCUACGGAAGACUUGGCUCGUGUGGGCGUAUUUUGCUUUCAAGUAAGUUUGACUUACCGUAAUGCUCCGGAGCAGUUUGAGCUGUAACUGACAAGACAGACGUUUAUUGUGACGCCAUAUUCCACGGGAAAACCAGCUGUGUAGUGGGAGAACCGGUCGAGGCACAGCUGUCAGGACGGAUUCACCAGAGUCCGGCUAACUGCAGCAGCAGCUCAGCAUGUCAGGUAUUACAGCCAGCACAACAAACUACCUGUGGUCUUUACAAGAUGUCCUCGGUCAAGGGGCCACUGCCAGUGUCUACAAGGCUCGCAACAAGAGGUCGGGUGAGCUGGUAGCCGUCAAGGUGUUCAACACAGUGAGCUACAACCGCCCCCAUGAGGUCCAGAUGAGAGAGUUUGAGAUGCUGAGGAAGCUCAACCACAGCAAUAUUGUCAGGCUGUAUGCUGUGGAAGAGCUCCCAUCUAAACAGAAGGUACUGGUGAUGGAGUAUUGUUCAGGGGGAAGUCUGCUCAGCCUGCUAGAGGAGCCAGAAAAUGCCUUCGGCCUGCCUGAAACAGAGUUCCUCACAGUCUUGCAGUGUGUAGUGCAAGGGAUGAACCACCUGCGCGAAAAUGGAGUGGUGCACCGGGACAUUAAGCCAGGCAACAUCAUGCGGCAGGUCGGGGAGGACGGCAAGUCUGUUUAUAAGCUGACUGACUUUGGGGCAGCAAGAGAGCUGGAAGAUGAUGAGAAGUUUGUGUCUAUCUACGGAACUGAAGAGUAUCUGCACCCAGACAUGUAUGAACGCGCUGUGUUGCGUAAGCCUCAUCACAAGUCCUACGGUGUGAAUGUGGACCUGUGGAGUAUUGGUGUGACGUUUUACCACGCUGCCGCCGGGAGUCUUCCCUUCGCACCGUUCGGGGGACCACGCAGGAACAAGCCCACCAUGUUCAAAAUAACCACAGAAAAGCCUAUGGGGGCAAUAGCUGGAAUACAGCGGGUGGAGGAUGGGCCUAUAGAGUGGAGCUACCACCUACCUCACAGCUGCCAGCUCUCACAGGGUCUGAGGGUGCUGCUGGUUCCAGUACUGGCAGGUAUACUGGAGGCUGACCAGGAGAGGUGUUGGGGUUUUGACCAGUUCUUCACGGCCACCACAGACAUACUGCAGAGGCAGCCAGUUCACCUCUUCUCUCUGCAACAGGCCAUGGCGCAUUGCAUCUACAUACACCACUACAACACGGUGUCAAUAUUCUUUGAGGAAGUGGCAUCUCAGACUGGUAUAGGAGUCCAGCUGCAACAUCUGCUCUACCUGGGUCAUGACCUCCCUCUGGAGGGCAGCAUGAAGGUGGUCAACCUCCCCCGUACUUCACCUGCCCAGCCCCUCAUUCUGCUCAGCUACGAGCCUGAAGCAAAUACCAACCUGCCCUUUAGAGAACCAGAGACACCAGUCAUCCCAUCCAGGUUUGAUGUUAUGGUAGACUACAACUUCUCCAAGGUAAUAGUGGGAGUAGUCCACCAGUAUCUGAGGAUAGUACAGUUGCUGCACACACACCGAGAGCUGCUGCUGCAAGGAUACUACAGCUACAUGAUGAGGUUGCGGAGGGAGUGCGAAGAAGCAGUGCACAGUAUCACGAUGAUCACCUUUAGACUGCAGUCUUGCCUCACGGUUGUACUCAGGACUAGCAGACUAAACCAUUACGCUUCAGAAAACCCAGGUCCAGCUGACAGCAGGCAAAAACUGGAUCUGGUCAACCAGCACUUGCCUAUUUAUGCCGCUGGAAUCAAAGAGUUUCAGAACCGACUGGACCAUCUGCAGAUUGAACAGGCUAAGUUAUCAGAGACACUGGCCAAUGACAAGAGCUGUCAGAAGAUGGAGAUGCUGCUGAAGAAGAUAACAGCAAUUCAUCAGCAUUAUCGUAAAGACAGACAAACUGGCAAGCUGGCAUACAACGACGAGCAAAUCCACAAAUUUGAGAAAAUCCACCUGUCGUCCCACAUUAAGCGAGUGAAAUCUCUCCUUAGAGAGGACUGUGUGCAGAGAUACAAAGAGCUUUUGGCCUCGACGAGGACUUGGAGCAGUGUUUUACUGGAGAUGCAGACCCGCCUGCAGGACUUCAGGUCUUUUUCCAUAGGCUUACUGGCAGACCUGGAGAUGACUGAGCAGCAGCAAAAUAAGGCUCUGGACAUUAUGCUUAUCAAUCUACAGUCCAAGCAAGUGGGACAAGAGUUUGGAAUCGCACCCAGGGACAAGGACCAGAUGGUCUCUAGGAUGCACCAUCUGAAGGAGGAAAUGGAGAUGUUGGUGAGGGAACUACAGUGUAACAACAGCGUUAUUGAGAGUUUGGGAACAGUGAACUCUGCAGCACCUCUGGAGCCGAGCUUGGCCAGACCUUCUACACUGUGAAAAAACUGUAGCAUCUUUGCAUCUUACUCACAAAUACACACACAAACUCUAUGUGAAGCACCUACUUUUAGCUGCCACUCAUGAACAGUUACGGACAAUAUGCUGGAUCUUCUUUCAAGGACCGGCUGCAGCCUGUGCUGUAUGAAGAGUAAGCAGCUGAAGACAAUCAAUAAAAUGUGGAUCUCAAUUUAGAGAUAAGAUGUACAGAGAGGAGGAGGGAACGUCACUGAUGGAUUUUUACUCAGUGUGUAUAUCUGUGUGUGGUGUGUGUGUGUGUGUGGCUGGCAACUGAGUUCAGCAGCUCAAUACAAACCUCAUUAAUGCCUUUAGUGUUAUUGUAUUUCUAAUAGGCUGCCACAGUGAUGGACCAUCAGGAAAAAGCAAAAUGAAUGCCAAGUCAGCUGCUCGAGAGUUGUUUCCUCUUUGUCCCACAGAAGAAGCACUGCAGAAUCUGGAGGACUUUAAAUGAUUCAUUUAACCAGACUGACACUAUAUCUCUCCGUCUGUGUAUGUCUGCGUGUCUUCUGUCUGUGUUUGUCGAAGGCUGGAGACCUCUGCUGUCUUUUCCCCAUAAUGGUUGAUCAUUCAAAUGCUUUCAUGUGACUUGAUCUCUAGGUUUACUUCAAGAAUAUCAUUGUAAAUUCAGUGAAUGGUGAUUGAUUACAUCAUUGAUUGUCAACUUCUCCAUGCACACAGCACUGUUGCUUUGAAGUGACAUUUGUCUCUCCUCCUGUUGAUGUUUAACGUGAAUGAUAAGUUAUUUUUUUGUAUUUUAUCGUAGGUUUUUACUGUAAAAGAGAAGAAACAAAAUCAGGGAAACCCAGUGCUAACCACAAUGUCUCCUUUUUAGCUGAAGUACACCGUACGGCAAAUUAACGCUAUGAAAUGACAUUAGCCAGCCAGUGUGGUUCACGUGGUGGGGAAAUCCCUGGGUUUAUUUGUUUAUAAAGGGAUCUCAGGUGAUACACAAGGUCAGAGGACAUUGACAAUUAUACUUUUGUCCUACUUAAAGACUAUUUUGCCAUGUUUUUAGUCUCAUGUGUUUUGUCUUGUGAAAUGAUUGAAAGAUUAUCUCAGUGGAAGUAGUAACAAAGAUAGAAAAGUAAAAGUAAAAACCA
Molecule: messenger RNA, 3712 nt
Organism: Epinephelus lanceolatus (giant grouper)
Lineage: Eukaryota; Metazoa; Chordata; Actinopteri; Perciformes; Serranidae
Gene: ikbke
Product: inhibitor of nuclear factor kappa B kinase subunit epsilon
Biological process (GO): peptidyl-serine phosphorylation
Cellular component (GO): cytoplasm
Molecular function (GO): ATP binding; protein serine/threonine kinase activity
Source: RefSeq, a predicted model, not a curated record